UUCGAAACCAUCUUUGGUGUAAAUAUCAGACAUGAAUGUAGACAGGACAAAAUGAUCAGAGUUGUAAUUGUAAUGUUGUGUAAUAAUACAAAUGUUGGCACGCAAUGGAUAUAAUGGAGAAGGUUGAAAUUAAUUUCAAACAGGGGCACACCAAAUCAACAUUGCAGAAGUAGCCUACUGUUCAUAAUACACAUUUCUACAUACUCCUCUUCCAAGAUCAAAAGUUGAACAAAAAUAGAUGCAGAGCAGGGCGGGGAAUUAAAUUCGCUAACAGUCCACUCCAUAUUUUGUGAGACACGACGGACGCUGGUUUACUGCAGAGGUUUUGAGAGGAGAAAAAACCGAGCGUGACAAAACAUUGACCGAAAUUACUCGACGAAUUACUGUGCCAUAACCUUGCAACGAAACAUUUCCAACAGUCCAAGUUGCUAUCCUGACGGAACAGACUCAAUUUAGCAGUGCAAGCGGAGCGAGUGAAACCGUGAGAACGAAAGCUUCGAGAGCGACAUAAACCCCAGCCAGCGGUCUCCAUUUUAACUUCGAGUCCGAUCUAUGCCUCACGUGUCUUGGACUGUCUCUCUCACAUGACCCGAGUGUUUGUUCCCGUGAUCAGCACUUCCAUCUACGCGUCCGUGUCACUGAAUAUCACAUUUUAUUCCAACCCUGAUGGAUUUGCACCUCGAACAGAGUCUGGACACCGCGACAAGUCACGAAAAACAAGAGGAGGAGGUCGUCCAAUUAGAAGACGGGGAAGGGGAGCAGACUGCAGUUACCAUAGGCAGUAUUCAGCAGGCCCAGGCAUUCGCGGACCACAACAUUCAGUACCAGUUCCGCUCUGAGGGUGGUCAGGUGACUUACCGUGUUGUCCAGGUAACUGACCAGCAGCUGGAGGGGAGAGAUGACGGGGGAGGGCCGGUUAGCGUGGUCUCCACGGCCGCCUUCCCCGGCGCUCCUCAAGCAGUGGCCCAGGCUGUGAUCCAGAACCCUUUCAGUAAUGGGGGUAGCCCCGUGGGAGAGACGCUGGGAGGGGAGACGCGCUUCGCCUACUUCCCAGCUACGGCUGUGAGCGAUGGCACUGUGUCUGUGCAGACCACCUCCGACCCCACACAGGCCGGGGGUCAGUUCUACGUGAUGAUGACCCCUCCUGACGUCUUGCAGACAGGCACACAGCGAACCAUAGCUCCGCGCACACACCCCUACCCUGAAGACGAAACCGAGAUGCUGCAACAUGACGGUUUAAACUGGAAAAUGGAUGGCCCACGGACACCCAGAGAUGAAAGGAGGAGAGCUCAACACAAUGAAGUUGAGAGGCGGCGGAGAGACAAGAUCAACAAUUGGAUCGUCACGCUCUCCAAAAUCAUCCCCGACUGCAACAUAGACAGCACCAAGACGGGGGCUGUAAGUCACUCUAGUAAAGGGGGCAUCCUGUCUAAGGCGUGUGACUACAUCCGAGAGCUCCGUCAGAAUAACCAGAGGCUCCUGGACGGUGUCAAAGAGGUGGAGAGAGUACAGCUGGACAACGAGCUCUGCAGACAGCAGAUCGAGGAGCUGAAGAAUGAGAAUGCCCUUCUCCGAGCGCAACUCCAGCAGCACGGCAUCGAGAGCGUGGGCGAGACGCCGCCACAAUGAACGAGGGAGACUGGGAGAGCAGGAUGGGUAGAAGGAAGAGGAGAACGAGGCAGACUGGGGACGACACGUAGGAACAGAACAAAAUGAACGAGCUACUGACGAAUCACUGUUUUUCAGUCGCAGACAGUCUUCCCUGGCCUUGUCUUUGAGGCUGUAUCCGAGACUCUUGGCAGGCUCCUGCUGCUUUGUCGGCUGCACUUGACUGAUCCAAGAUCAGUCGAAAUGACAAAAGAAGCCACCAUGUAGACAAUAGACAUGUCUCAGAGAGAGAACCAGUCACAACCAGCAGAGAAACCCUCUACUAGCCCAGAGAAACCCUCUGCACAACUCCUCCCUCCGUUGACGUUGGAUAUUUUGUUAUUGAGUUGUUUUCCCAUUCUCUUCAGUCAUAUUUUAUUUUAGUCUGUAUUUGUGGUUGAGGUUCAUAUUACCAUUUUUGUUACGUUAGCGGUUUUAAUUUAUUAGUUUGUGUAUUGUUAAAAAUAUUCCCAGAAAGACUCAUUUAGGAAAUCCCAUGUAUCCUAGAGGAAUAGAUGAUGUAUGAGUGAGUGGUAGGCUACCAGCCAGUAGAACAGAAACACGAUACAAAUAAACCACUGCAUUGCAGAACUAGGUGAAACAAUGCCUUGAUAGUUGGCAAUAUUAUUAGGUGUUUUCAAAAGUGACACCGAUAUACAGUGAGCUCAAAGUAUUGGGACACGACAUUGUUUUGGCUCUGUUCCCCAGCACUUUGAAAUGAUACAAUGACUGAGGUUCAAGUGCACACUGUCAGCUUUAGUUUUGGUGUAUUUUCAUCCAUAUCGGGUGAAGCGUUUUAGAAAUUGCAGUACUUCUUGUACAUUGUCCCCCCCUUUUUAAGGGACCAAAAGUAUUUGGAUGUAUUCAUGUGUAUUAAAGUAGUCAAAAGUUAAGUAUUUCGUCCCAUAUUCCUAGCACGCAAUGAUUACAGAAAGCUUGUGACUCUACGAACUUGUUGGAUGCAUUUGCUGUUUGUUUCAGAUAAUUUUGUGCCCAAUAGAAAUCAAUGGUAAAUAAUGCAUUGACAUUUUGGAGCCACUUUUAUUGUAAAUUAGUUUCUAAACACUUCUACAUUUUAAUAUGGAUGCUACCAUGAUUACGGAUAGUCCUGAAUGAGUCGUGAAUAAUGAGUGAAAGUUCGACGCACAGAUAUCAUACCUCCAAGACAUGCUAACCUCUCCAUUACAAUAAUGGGAGGUUAGCAUUGGGGGGGGGGUGUUGUUAUGAUGUUUAUGCCUCUAACUUUCUCACUCAUCAUUUAUCACGAUUCAUUCAGGACUAUCCGUAAUCAUCAAACGCAACCAAACAAACAGCAAACGCAUCCAACUAGUUUGAAUAGGCACAAGCUUGAUGUAAUCACUGCGUGCUAGGAAUAUGGGACCAAAUACUAAACCUUUUGAGUACUUUAAUAUACAUACAUGAAUUUGUCACAAUACUUUUGGUCCCAUAAAACCAGAGGGGGGGAGGGGUUGGGGGGGCUUACUAUGUACAAAAAGUGCUUUCUAAACAGCACCCGAUAUGGAUGACAAUCCCCUCAAAUGAAAGCUGACAGUCUAUAUUCUAACCUCAGUCAUCUUCUCAUUCCAAAUCCAAAGUGCUGGAGUACAGAGCCAAAACAACAAGAAAUGUGUUGAUGUCCCAAUACUUUGAGCUCACUAGCUCAAGGAUGCAAUUUUGGUGUACCCGGAGGAAUAGCUGUGCUUUGCCCAAUAUCACAGUUUACAGUGCUUGCAUUAACAGACCUGUUUUUAAAAUAGCAUCCAUGCAACAUUAUAUAAAUGUUUCAUGUUGAAGUAAAGCCAAUGGCCACUGGCGUUAGUGGGAAAUUUAAAUGGUAAUCAAUAAUUCAUUUACUGUACUUUUGGCCCUUUUCUACAAUUAUGCAAUUUAAUACACAAUCUUUAAGGCUGGUUUGAGACUGUGGCCGGGUUAGAUUUGAUAGACCACUGGUACGGCCUCUGAAAGGUGAGCUCUUAAAAUGUCACCUGACAUAUGAAGUGAGUGCAAAUGUAAGUGAUUCUGGGUGGAACAUCACAGGCUGUAUCCAAAAUGGCACCCUAUUAUGUAGUGAUUUAUGUAGGGGAUAGGGUGCCAUUUCAGACACUGCUGAGUUUUUAAUUUCAACAUUGUGUCACGUUAAACUCACUCUUGAGAAAGCGCAUUGAGUUCACUGCUAAGCUAAAUUUAGCGGCUACAGAAGUCUGGAUGUUUUUUUGCAAAUGUGUGUAUGAUGUUUCUGUGUCUUGAUAUGUGUAAGAAUAACCACAAGUAUCAUGUCUAGUGUUUUGGCUUUUAUUUUUGUAACCAACGCAUCAAAUGGAGCUUAAUGCAACCCAAGGAAAAAGACUCUCUGGAGAGAAUAAAUGAACCAGCUCAAGAUAUAAACCAAGAACAGAGAAACUUCCCGUCCUUGCACUUCGUAUCUGCUCUGAAUUUCCUCUCCUUGCAAACAGUAAUGGUUGCUAAUAAAGACUUAGGAAAACAUUUAAUCUCAGACACUCUUUCAGUCAUCUAGGACAAUAACCAAGUUGAAAUGCUUUCAACGUGCAAACAGGCAAGUUGAUGAUAAUACCAAUGUUAUUGAUGACUGGAUUUGCGUCAUGUAUUUUCUUCUGAAAUUGGGGAAUGGGAAUAGGUACAUUUGUGUUUUAGUCCCUAAUCAGGGAGUUUUAGACCUGUACUGUCUGGCUCCGGAAUCAGCAAAGCAGCACUAAUACUCAACCCUGUGAAAAGUCAUGUAUACUCAAUGAUUCCACCUCGACAAGCUCUCCUUUUGCUUUUGCUUUGUAAGUGCAAAAUAAAAUUGUUACCCUGUUUUGCUCGAAACUGUCUCUUAGAACUGUUGCUCUUCAGCUGAAUAUAGCCGAAGUUGACUGAUGAUGUCGAAUUCUACACAUCUAGUGGGAAGUGAGCACUGUCAAUUAUGGUGAAAAUAAUAAGGUAGCGGAAGGAAAUUGUUGGCUGUAGUUCAUUUUGUUUGUUUUCUUUUUUGAAAUGGCAAACACAAAAUUUACCAGCCUGUAGCAGAUGUGCUGUUCUCAGGUUAGAUUAUAAGACUUUUCUAAGUAAAAUGGACAGAAAAAAUAAAUAAUUGACUUGAUAAUAACCUUGUCA
Salmo salar (Atlantic salmon) is the source of this 4761-nucleotide messenger RNA. Lineage: Eukaryota; Metazoa; Chordata; Actinopteri; Salmoniformes; Salmonidae. The record is from RefSeq and is a predicted model, not a curated record.